Messenger RNA from Fundulus heteroclitus (mummichog), 1782 nucleotides. RefSeq names its product protein-serine O-palmitoleoyltransferase porcupine. The record is from RefSeq and is a predicted model, not a curated record. Gene Ontology annotation, cellular component: endoplasmic reticulum; membrane. Gene Ontology annotation, molecular function: palmitoleoyltransferase activity; Wnt-protein binding. Lineage: Eukaryota; Metazoa; Chordata; Actinopteri; Cyprinodontiformes; Fundulidae. The transcript is spliced from 14 exons. Gene Ontology annotation, biological process: lipid modification; Wnt protein secretion; canonical Wnt signaling pathway. Bases 371 to 1723 code for a protein of 450 amino acids.
ACUUGUCCUGUGCCGCUUUAACCCAGCGGGAUGCUGCAGAAAGCAGCUUUGAAUAAAACUCUGAGCAGGUCUGAGUUGAGGCAAACAUCUGAUCUAUUUGAUUUCAUCGAGACCAUCAGGAACAUCUGCUUUAUUCUGCUGGUCCUGAAUUACCCCGAGUUUAGGGAAAACUCUGGAGUUCUCCUUCCAGAAAGAGGAAACCAGCCACUGGCAAUGUAAUGUUAGCAGAUAGUUUCGAUUUUGGGGAUGAACUUCUCGCUUUCUGGAAUGGAGAUGCUUCCCUAAAGUCCGGAUUACAAGGUUCAUACACAUUCUGGAAAAGUAUGGAAAUUAGGGAUUCAAGUGAUCAAUGAAUGAGUUAAUCUAAAGGAUGGACCUUGCCAGCAGGCUGAUGAUAUGGCAGGAGCUGGCUCAGAGCUGUGGCAUCGCUACUUUACAGCAGAGCGUCCAGCAGCUAUGGAGGCUGCUUCUACUCUGUCUCAUCUGCAGAGUCUGCUUCAGGCUGGGAGUUUCAUCGACUGUGAAGCACGUCAUGUCCAUGUUGACUGGGAUGUAUGGCCUGUUCCUUUUCUUGGAGCUCCACAUGCUGUGGGUGCUGCUGCUCAGCCUUAUCUGUUACCUGAGUCUCCUGCUCUGCAGACACUCCAGCAGCAAAGGCCUCUUCCUCUCAGCUGUUAUCCUUGUCUACCUGCUCAUUGGAGAGUUGCAUUUUAUCGAUAUGGGAACCUGGAAUAAAAUACGAGGCUCACAGAUGGUGGUGGCCAUGAAGGUGAUCUCGCUGGCCUUUGAGCAUGACAGAAGAGUCGUGACUAACCUGCCAUCCCCCGCUGAGUUCCUUGGCUAUGUUUUCUUUGUGGGUACUGUUGUCUUUGGGCCAUGGGUCAGCUUGUCCAGUUACAGAAAUGCACUUAAUGCACCAAAACUGAACUACUCGUGGCUGUACAGUUCCCUCCUUAGUCUUCUAAAAAGUCAGAUCUGUCUGCUGGUGUCUACCUGCAUCGCUCCAUAUCUUUUCCCUUUGUUCAUCCCAGUCUAUGGAAACUCUGUCACACAAAAGUGGCUGCAUGCUUAUGAGAAUGCUGUGUCCUUCCACUUCAGUAAUUACUUCGUGGGUCAUCUGAGUGAAGGCACCAGUAUGUUAGCUGGAGCAGGCUUCACAGAAGACAAAGACAAUGUCAAAUGGGAUAUGAGCAUAGUGAAACCUCUAAGUGUGGAAAUGCCUCGCUCCAUGGUGCUGGUGGUGAUUUCCUGGAAUAUUCCAAUGUCCCAGUGGUUAAAAACCUAUGUGUUUAAAACUGCCAUGAAACUGGGAACGUUCCCAGCAAUCCUGGUGACAUACACGGCCAGCGCCCUCCUGCAUGGCCUGAGUUUCCACCUGGCAGCUGUUCUGCUCACACUGGGAUUCAUCACAUAUGUCGAACACGUUCUGAGAAAGAGGCUUGCAUUUAUCCUUAGCGCCUGCAUCCUGUCCAGGCCCUGUGCGUCUGAUUGCAGCCAUCAACACAAGAAGAAUCUUUGGGUGCUGUUGCUGAAUCUAGUUUUCAGCCUGCUUGUCAUCUUCCAUCUUACCUACUUGGGCUCCAUGUUUGAUCCUGGAUCUGAUGAACAGGAAGUAGAAGAGGGUUACGCUGCCAUCCACACCAUACAGAGGUGGUCUGAACUGAACUGGGCGAGCCACUGGAUCAUUUUUGCUUGCUGGAUUUUCUAUCGUCUCAUUCAGUGACCUUAUUGUGGCAGAUUUAAAAGAAAUGUGCAAAAUUAAAACUAUUUUUUUAUACCAAA